Messenger RNA from Zygotorulaspora mrakii, 1839 nucleotides. RefSeq lists its product as uncharacterized. Bases 1 to 1839 code for a protein of 612 amino acids. The transcript has a single exon. The record is from RefSeq and is a predicted model, not a curated record. Lineage: Eukaryota; Fungi; Ascomycota; Saccharomycetes; Saccharomycetales; Saccharomycetaceae.
AUGAGUACGACCACCGCUGUCAUGAGCUAUCGAGAGCUUCUACAUGAAAUACUGUUUACCAAGGAUGGAAAUACACAGAGGGCCUCGAGAAAGCUUUAUCAACUCCUAUCAUUUAUUUUGGAGGAAUACCAAAAAACCCGGAACCCCAAACGAACGAAGGACCAAAUCUUGAGACUAGCAUCUCCUUUGAAAAGUGGAUUCAGGUCUCUCUCUAUAAGAUGCAACAACGUGGAAAGGGGAGAACUGUCGUUCAGUGAGUUUUUCCUUAUUGCUUACCAAGAAUAUAUGGCAAGAAUGCAAAAUCUUGUUGAAUCAAUACAGCUUUUAGACUCGUAUACAGAGAAUGAAGAAAAGGUGAGUCUAGUGCAGACUUUGCAAAGCUUUUUCAUGCAACAAGCACUGGAUAUUUCGCUAGAAGCAUAUAUGGAACUAUGUGGUGAUUAUAUUAGCGGUAACAAGAAAUGCAAACGUGAUUUACUCCUUAUUCAUGAUGUAAUAUACCAAUAUAUCAUUCUUAACAUAGAUGAAGCAAGUUUUAGACGCAGCCCAUUUGUCCAGAGGUUCUUUAACAUGGGUGCUAUAUAUAUGCAAGCUUGGGUGAGUAAUAGUAUGAAGAGAGACUUCGUUGACAUAUAUAGAACAUAUCGAAACACUUUAGAUCUCUUAGCAAUUAUUAAUCAGGAAAAAAGGCAAGAUUCAGGGUUUAAGUUGAUGUUUGAUAAUGAUAUUAAAUCAUUUCUGAAUAGUUUGAACAAUAUCGUACUACAAGCGGACGUAAUAAACUUUUUAGACACGUUUACAAGCCAAAGCGAUGGGCAACGGACCACACUCUUCAAGGAUUAUUUCAAAGAAGUGCGACCUAUUAUUUUUAUGGGAAAUAAUUUUGAUCAAUUACUCGUAUCCAUCAUUUUGAGUGAUUACUUUAAAGCAAACGUGAAUGUUAGUAAGAAUGAUACAUGUUUGAUACAGGUGGAAAUGAGAACAGAAUUUGAAAAAAGUAUACAGAAUGCUGAAACUUUUCAUAAAGAGUUACUUUGUUAUUUGGACAAGCACUUCAAAAACGAUUUCAAACGAAGGAAAGGUCUGCACUCCGCUACGGCAAGUGCAACGGAUGUUCUUUGGGUAAAUGCUAUGUCAUCUCUUAUAGUAUAUUACAUCCCAAAGAGGUCGUUGUUCUUGAAACGUUUUCUUAGGGAAGGCUUGUUCCGUCAAAUGCUAAUGUUGAAUACAAAGUUUCCUAGUUUUUACGAGGAUGCAAACUCUUUGGAGCAUUCAUUGAUUCAUAACAUCAAUGAAGCUAUUCCAUCUGAUAUGUACUUCAUUAGGAGACUAUUAGAAAGCGGCACGGAGACUCUAAAAGACGUCUCGGAGCUUGAUAAUUGUACAACCAAACUCAACAGGUUGUAUGUAAGCAAACAACUUGCCGAUGAGCUUUCUCUACCGUCCGGAAACCAAGAGGAACCUUUAUGGCCAACGAAAGAGCUUAAAAAACAGUGGCAAAAGGAGAUGCUUCACUGUCGUCUCCAAGGAAAGAAACUACAUGGGUUAUUUAUGAUGCAUGUUGUGUCUGUUUCUACUCCUAUUCGUUUACCUAAUGGCAGAAAACUAACGCUUCUUUGUGAUCUCACAGCAGCGAGCAUAUUAUACCAAUUCAAUGAAUAUGACAAUAUCACACAGUCUAAUCUUAUCGCCAAACUUAGAAAUAAAGACGUAGCUCUCUCUCUACAUCGACUCCUUGAAUGUGAGGUCCUUACAAAAUCGCAAAUGGAGCUCAAAAUCAACGAGUCAUUUCAAGCACCGCCAGAGGUGUCUAGAUCUGGUAUUCUCAGGAUUAUUUAG